AUGAUUGAAAUGAGAGAGAACCCUAAGAGCCACUCUCAAGAUGAACAAACCAAUUUUAAUAAAAACAGCGAAGAUUCUAGUUGCUUAAAUCUCUCACCUCCUAGGGAAAACAUCUAAGAAAAUUUAAGAAGAAUUUCAACUAGAUAGCAAAAAUAUAGAAAAUUCAAAAAUAACGUAGAGAGUUAGCAUCGAAUUGAUUUGUACAGCGAACAAGAAUUACUAAAAGUCAGGGCAAAAUCUAUUUUUAAUUGUAUAAUGGUUGCUAUUUUUUCUGGUAUUUGCCUUGGAUUUGGUAUAGGUAAGAGGGAUGCUACUAAGUUUAGAACUCCAGAUUUUAGUUGUGAUACUCCUAUUUCAACUUGGUUGAUUGUAGUUGGCGCUAGUUUUGGACUAGAUUCUUUCUUAUACUUUGUACAAAUAUUGAUCACAUUUAUUAAGUAAAAAGAGGCAAAAAACAGUGUUAAAUUGAUUGGCUUUAGAUAAUUCUGGUUGAUGCAAAAUUUCAAGGUAGCUUGGCUCAUUUAUGGUAACACUUUUCACUACAAUAGUGAUAGUAUAAGAUGCAAAGAUAAUAAUGAUGAUUUCAGGAGUAUGUGGAUACUAAUGAUGAUUCAAAUAGCCGUUGGAUAUAUUAACUUCUUUUGUCAUUUAUUACUCGUACUCUAUUGUUUUUUAAGUGUCCUCUAUCUUUGUGCCAGUGGAGCAUGGAAAAAUCUUAAUUUAGUUGGUAAUUUUCCAUUUAAGAAUACAAACAAAUCACUAGACAAUAAAGACUUUGAGAGUAUUGAAGAAAGAAACAAUAACACGAUCGAUUGUUAAAUAUGCUUAAACAAGUUCUUGGACGAUGAUGAAAUUACAGAGUUAAACUGUGAUUAAAGACAUUAUUUCCACACAGAGUGCAUUCAAACAUGGACUAAACGAAAACUUGAAUGCCCUUUAUGUAAGGAGCCAGUGCAGCCUGUUGCUAGGAUUUGA
Molecule: messenger RNA, 975 nt
Organism: Stylonychia lemnae
Lineage: Eukaryota; Ciliophora; Spirotrichea; Sporadotrichida; Oxytrichidae
Source: the annotation of a GenBank genome assembly